GUGACAUAAUCCACAUGUCAUUUUUUUGAAUCGAGGUGAUGUCAUCAAAUUGUGCGGUUAUAAGGGGUGUAUGGGGGGGGGGGGCAUGUGGACAGGGCCGUGGACACCUCAGGAGCAGCACCUGCAUGCCGCAUUUGUCACGUCUGAGAUCAUCCGCUGUGCGAGUGGGUGCGCAUGCGCAGUGAACGCAGUUCUGGGAGUGUCUGCGAGGAUCCAGCCCCGCAGUCACUGGAGCUAACGAGAGGAGCAUCUGCGCGGACAAUGCAGCGGCGGAGUGGGGAGGAAAUAACCCGGUGAGAGACGAACAUGAAGCGGGAUAGUUGUGUUGGGAUUGUACGGCGGCAGUGAUUUGCAGGAGCACGUGGUGGUGUGACGCGAAUGACCUUUUCAUAACGGUACAGGGGGAUUCUGGUCAAAUGCAGGACUCCGCUGUGUGCACUGUCAAUCCUCUAAUGGUCUGUUACAGCGUUACAUUUGUCAGGUGUCGAUAUUUACAUCCGCAUUCAUUGUAAAAAAAAGCUCUAAAGGCUUAGUGUCCUAAUCUAUUGUCUAUCAGUAGCUGAUAACAUGAUGACCUCCAUGCUGUGUAAUUAGAGAGUAAUCCCUGCGAAGUCAAUAUUUCUUGAUGUAGCUUGUUGCAAUCCACGUAUUGAAUUCACUGCUUCACAUUCACCUGCUCCAGCCACAGAGAUCAGACAGUGAACGCCUCCAAUAAGGCAUCAGGACACUUCUGUGCCAGGACUGUGGAGGAGGGAUGCUGAGGGCCACUGUGGGCUCUGUGGAGGAGAGGGACGAGGAGCAGGAGGAUGAAGGCGAGGACGAGCUGAGGGACGGAGGGGUGCCCUUCUACGUGAACAGAGGAGGACUCCCGGUGGAUGAGGAGACUUGGGAGAGGAUGUGGCGCCAUGUGGCAAGAAUCCACCCCAGCGGCGAAGCGUUGGGGAAGGAGAUCCGAGGGGCCACCGACCUGCCCAAGAUUCCUGUGCCGAGUGUGCCUUCAUACCAACCUACCACCACUGUCCCACAGCGCCUGGAAGCCAUACAGAAAUACAUCAGGGAAUUUCAGUACAAUCACACAGGAAUGCAGUUCUUUGAAAUCAAGAAGAGCCGUCCUCUCACCGCGUUGAUGGACAUUGCUAAAGAGAUGACGAGGGAGGCCCUGCCAAUCAAAUGUCUGGAGGCGGUGAUCUUAGGGAUUCACCUGACCAACAACAUGCCGGGUGUGGAGCGCUUCCCCCUCAGCUUUAAGUCUCAAUUCUCAGGGAACCACUUCCACCACAUCGUGCUGGGAGUUCACAGCGGGGGACGUUUCGGCGCUCUGGGCAUGAGCAGGAGAGAGGACCUCAUGUUCAAGCCCCUGGAGUUCCGGACACUGAUGGACCUGCUGCAGGAAUACGACGCAGCCUACAGGGGCUACUGGCACACGCUCCACAAGGUCAAGAUCGGCCACUACGUGUCUCACGACCCCCACAGCGUGGAGCAGAUAGAGUGGAAGCACUCCAUACUGGACGUGAACAAGCUGACCAAGGACGAGCUGCGGAAGGAGCUGGAGAGGCAUACGCGGGACAUGCGGCUCAAGAUCGGAACGUCGGCACAUCCCUCUCCAACCAAAGACAGAAGAAACAGCAUGGGUUCACCGCUCCGAGGGCCGGGCAGCCCCAUACGCAGGAUCAGCCGCGUUGAGAGACGCCCCUCUGGAGAGAAGAAGGUCUUGGAGCAGAACUCAUCUACUGACAUGAACGGAUACCAGAUUAGAGUCUGAAGAAAUCUUACUACACACUUCUCAUGGGCCGAUUGGGUUUACUUUUAGGCUAAUUUAUUUGUACACACUGGCCUACGCAUUGGAUGCAAUGUGGAAUAGGUCACCAGCAACCUACCCCUACCAAGACCUGCCUCAUUCCGCUUCUCCACGUUUGUGUCGGUAGUUUUUGGAGCAGCUACUGUGCUUCGUACUUGGUGCUGGCAACGCUCCUAAAAUAGAACUAGGGGUCACAAGUGCAGUUUGGCCAACUGGAACGAGAGCGAAUCGGGACGCGUCCUUAAAAGCCUGGUGAAGACGACCGCUCAGCGUCGUCGAUGUGCUACUGGACAUACAGCUUUUUUUUUUUUUUGGUGUUCAUCGACAGUUUGUGUCGUCGUACUGUAACAAAAACGCGUCCUUUUUUUAAUCCACCUAGCAGCAAAUGCUUGUGUAGUGACUCGUUUGUAAACCACAACCCUUUGUGCCUUGUGUGAAAACUCGAAGAGAGAACACCUUUUUUUUUUUAUUUAAUUUUUUUAUAUCUAAUCAUUAAUUGUUAUUGCCUCACAAAACAGUAUAAUCGCCGACCACCCCAGUAACUUUAAUAUAAAGAUAUGACAGACAGCAGCAUGUUCAGCAAGCUAGAUGUAGAUGGAGUAUAUCGAAGUGUACGAACGCUUCCGUCGAGUACGACACAGUUAGCGAUGGGACUCCUGGGAACAGCUGACUGACCACACCUGCAUUUCAUGUAGAUGUGAAAUAUUGAGUCGCUUUAUAUGUGUGUACUGUACAAGUGCUUUGUAUACACUUUUUCUUUAAAAUUGUAGCAACUUUAUAUACAAUAUUUCACUCGCCUGAAACAAUGGUAUCCAAGCAGUAGACUUUCAUUAAGGCAGACGUGCAAAGGAGUUUGUUUACAGCACUUUUACCUUUUUUGUAAUUUUUUUAAAUAAAAAAAAAAGAAAAGGUCAUUUUAUACUUUCUCUAGUGUCACCGAAUAUUUAAGACACAUUGGCCUGAAUAUGUUUUUAUGUGUAUAGUCGUUGUUCAUGUUCCGUUCAAUAUCCUAUAAAAACAACUGUUUUUUAAUCAAAAGAUUUACAGAAUCACAAUAAAGUGUCACCAGUGUUGAGGCAACACAA
Molecule: messenger RNA, 2883 nt
Organism: Solea solea (common sole)
Lineage: Eukaryota; Metazoa; Chordata; Actinopteri; Pleuronectiformes; Soleidae
Gene: vash1
Product: vasohibin 1
Exons: 8
Coding region: 755-1762 (335 amino acids)
Biological process (GO): regulation of angiogenesis
Cellular component (GO): cytoplasm
Source: RefSeq, a predicted model, not a curated record